AUGUCGGGCCCUCAGGUCUACCUCACCACGCCCACCUUUGGCUUCCUGCCCGACUCGCGACCAGGCCCACUGCCUCCGCCCGUCAAGGAACGAUCCUUUCGCUCCCCAUUCGGCAUCGAGCCUACCCUCUUCCACGCCGCGCUCCGCCCAGAGAUCCCCGUAACAUUCGCGACGAUCUACAUUGUCAGCGUCUUCGCCCUCAAUGCCUUCAACAGAAAGCGGAAUCACAAGCCCUGGUGGAUUGCGCGUCAGCCGUGGUUUCAGUGGUUCGUUGUCGUCCACAAUGCCCUCCUCACGCUCUACUCGACCGCGACCUUCUUGGCCAUGUGCCGCGCCAUUGCGCAUACUUGGCCAGGAUUGAACACUGAGACGGGCUUGGCUGGUGCUGCAGAUGCGCUGUGCAAGCUGCAUGGUCCGCGAGGAUUGGGAGAUGCGGCGACGUUCAAUACGACGAUCAACAUCUGGGAGGUCAAGAACACGGUGAUCAAGUUGGGCUAUGACAGCAAUCCAGACCCCUCAGAUUUUGGUCGGCUUUGGAACGAAGGUCUGGCUUUCUGGGGAUGGGUGUUCUACGUCUCGAAGUUCUACGAGGUGUUGGAUACGUUGAUCAUUCUGGCCAAGGGCAAGAGGAGUGCUACGUUGCAGACAUAUCACCAUGCGGGUGCGAUGCUGUGCAUGUGGGCGGGCAUCAGAUACAUGAGCCCGCCGAUUUGGAUGUUCGUCUUUAUCAAUUCGUUCAUUCACGCACUGAUGUACACGUACUUUACCCUCUCUGCAGUUGGCGUCAAGGUGCCAGGUCGCCUCAAGCGUCUACUCACAUCUCUGCAGAUCUUACAGUUCGUCUGGGGUGCUUCUUACGCUGCAGCACACCUUUUCAUCCAGUACGACAUCCCGGUUUCCACGCCUUAUCAGAUUGCUUCCUACGUCAAGCAAGCAGCUUCGAGCGCCUCGUCUGCUGCAUCGGCAGCCAGCUCGACAGCUUCCAAAGUCAUCGAAUCUCCAGCGGCGGCUACUGGCACUUUGAUCCCGUUGAUCAAGAAGCUCCUCUUGCGUGCAGUCGGCGAGGAGGGUAUCGCAGAGCGUGUUACUGACAACUACGGCGACCCCAUCACAUCGCACAUCGAAGAGAAGAUCGAGAAGUUCAACGAGAAGACGCAGCAGAUAUUCGAGACGAGAUAUCGAACCGACUGGACCAAAGUCAACUGCAUUGACACCUCUGGUGAAGCGUUUGCCAUCUAUCUGAACUUGCUGUAUCUGGCACCGCUGACAUUCCUGUUUGGACGCUUCUUCAUCAAGGCAUACACCGGCCGCGGACGACCACGCCGUGCAUCUCACGCUGCAAAACAGGUUCUCGAUUCUGGGCAUGUCGCGCACGAGAGGACCGAAGAAACUGUUGAGAAGAUUGGCAAGAAGGCAGAGGACGAGAUCAUCGCAGCCGAGGCGAAGCUCCAGAAGGUGGAUGCUAAGGACAUCCACGAGCAAUUGCGUCGCGAUGUGAAGUCGAUCAAGGACGGAACUUUUGGAAGGGACCGCAGGGUUAGUGACCAUGUGCAAACUUUCGAACGUCGUGUCAAAACGGCUGCUGAGCGAGCCAAGGAGCAGACUAGCAAGUUUGUCAACGGUUCUGGUUCUGGCUCUGGUUCCGGCACUGACAGCCCAAAGCGAACAAGCAAGAGUCCGAGCAAGCGGUUGAUGGACCAGCCUUCGAGGGAGAACCUGCAGUCUGCGAGCAAGGAUGAGAGUGUGACUGCGGAUGAGCCGGAGAAGGAGGAGGGAAAGAAUGAUUCUGCGGCGCAGGAGGCGACGUCCAACCCUUCGCAGGCGAGCGAGUCGGGAGGGAAGCAGGAAGAGAAUCUGGCAGAUUCCCUGGCGACGAGGACCUCGACUGCUGCGGCAACCGAGGAAGAUGACGACAAGGAGAACCAACCUCCUGCUGCGUCGGACUCACAGGGUGGAGAUGAUGAGAAGACCUACGCUGAAGCUGUCCGAGGGGACAACGACGAUGACGGCGACAGAGACUUUCCUUCGCAGGAUGCGCCGGGCAAAGCAGAACCACAGAACGAGCCCGAAGAAUCCCAGGAGGCAAACCUCGCCACGUCACAAGCUAUUCGACCGAAUCCGACCAACGCAGUAGAAGGCGCAGACGACACGGACGCCAUGGGCAAGUCCGGCGUCGCUGUCGAUAGAGACGAUGGCGAGGAGGACCAGGACGGACAGGAGACCGACGACCAGGGCAAGCCGAUAUUCCGCCCCCCAGGCGCCGCAGCAUCGACUUGA
Messenger RNA from Zasmidium cellare ATCC 36951, 2277 nucleotides. RefSeq lists its product as uncharacterized. Gene Ontology annotation, biological process: fatty acid elongation, saturated fatty acid; very long-chain fatty acid biosynthetic process; sphingolipid biosynthetic process. Gene Ontology annotation, molecular function: fatty acid elongase activity. Gene Ontology annotation, cellular component: endoplasmic reticulum membrane. The record is from RefSeq and is a predicted model, not a curated record. Lineage: Eukaryota; Fungi; Ascomycota; Dothideomycetes; Mycosphaerellales; Mycosphaerellaceae. Bases 1 to 2277 code for a protein of 758 amino acids. The transcript has 3 exons.